AAUCACUAUGAUGAACACCACCCUCCUGCCCAGGGAAACCACUGAGCCCAGGAGGAAGACCUGCGAGAGUCCACAGUGCCAUUUCACCCCAUGGCUGAAGAUGGUUUGCCUAAAAUUUAUUCCCAUCCGCCAACAGAGAUCAGCAAAACACCGACUGAAGCAACCAUUUUCUUUGGGGCUGACAAUACGAUUCCUAAAUCAGAAACAACUAUUACUUCGGAAGGAGACCAUGUUACUUCUGUAAAUGAGUAUAUGCUAGAAAAUGAUUUUUCAACAACUACAGGCAACAAACUUAUACCAACAAAGGAAAAACUCAAAUCAGAAGAUGAUACUGGAGCCCAUUUUAUUAAGCCAACAACUCAUCCGGAGAAAGGAAUCCCCACUCUGACUGGCACUACAAACUCUAUAGCGAACGACUCUAUUACUGAAAAUCUCAUUCCAGUGAAAAUUGGCAAUAUUUCAUCACCAGUGGGUACUGUUUCUUUAAUAGACUUUUCCACUGACAUAGACAAAGAAAUCGUCCUGGCUACCAUUGAGAGAGAGGAUGAAGAGAUCUCUGUAACUUCUGAUGUCUCUGGCACACUAACAGACAGCACUGCCGUGGCUGGUGACAGCCUUGCCUUUCCAGCGAAAAAAGGUAAAGCUGAUGCUAACAAUUAUAAUUCCCCCAUCAAAUCUGAUGUUCCUGCUGAUGAGGCUGCCCCGGUCACCGACUCCUUUGUCCCCGAGGCUGAAAUGUCUCCCCCUACUGAUAAAAACUUCACCACUAUUCCAGACAUAACUGAGCUUACAGAAGAGAAAGUAACUGAGAUUGACCUGAUUGUUUCAGAGGAUGACACCGCUGAUGGUGUGGCUAAAUCAACUGAUUCCGAGGAGGAAAAGUUCAUCACUGUGUUUGAGCUCAAUACCUCUCCUGAAAAAGACAAAGAUAACCCAGAAGAAACUCCACUAACCGAUGAAGAAUCAACCGACGAGGCCAAUGUUUGGAUGGAGAGAGAGAAUGCAAACGAAGCAGAGAGCCAUUCUGUUUUGCUUACUGCUGUCGAAUCCAGAUAUGACUUCAUUGUCCCGACAUCAAACCUCGAGGAAGAAUCGCCUACCACGACGACAGAAGAUCUGCCUGAAAAUAACAGAACAAACCCUGAAACUAAUGUCACCGAGUCAUCUGUAGCAGAUACCACAAAUGACAAGGAAGACACCCCUACACCUGAAACGGGUAUCUUUAAACUACUGAAAGAAGAUCCAGAUGAGUUCAUGAUUUGAAAGCAGCAAAAGGGGUGCCACGUAGAAUUGUGUGAUAGCCUAGACAGCUAGUCUUAACAUCUAAAGUUUUUUCAGCAAGCAAAAAUCUUAAAAACUGAAAGAAUAUGGACAUUUAA
Messenger RNA from Microcebus murinus (gray mouse lemur), 1379 nucleotides. RefSeq names its product calcium binding protein, spermatid associated 1 (gene CABS1). The record is from RefSeq and is a predicted model, not a curated record. Gene Ontology annotation, cellular component: motile cilium; mitochondrial inner membrane. Gene Ontology annotation, biological process: spermatogenesis. Gene Ontology annotation, molecular function: calcium ion binding. Lineage: Eukaryota; Metazoa; Chordata; Mammalia; Primates; Cheirogaleidae.